This is a messenger RNA of Colletotrichum acutatum, 832 nucleotides long. RefSeq lists its product as uncharacterized. The transcript has a single exon. Bases 183 to 542 code for a protein of 119 amino acids. NCBI's taxonomy places the organism in Eukaryota, Fungi, Ascomycota, Sordariomycetes, Glomerellales, Glomerellaceae. The record is from RefSeq and is a predicted model, not a curated record.
CAGUCGACUCCCGAAGAUCGUCAAUCGUGUCAGAGGCAGUAACAAAAUAAAUUCGACAUUCACACCCUUACUAUACAUGAAGAGGUUGAAUACAUUAGCCAUAAGGACUUCUGUCAGUAAUGUUUCGAUGUAUUGCUCCUUGCUCUUAAUUGCCGCAUUUCCUACUGUUGACAAUCCGCUUGAUGUCGCCGUCUAUCAUGACAUGGAGGCUAUGUGUUCUGUGGCAGACGACACCGACGGGUCUAUGGGCUCACCUUGGAGAUCGGAUCGUACCGGAAUCAGAAUGCCUGAUCCAGGCCAUGGCGGAGUCGGGCAGCUUACAAAGCACGUGUCUCAUAAGUCGCGACUCGUCACUGGUUCACAUCACCCUUCCCCGUUGGGCCGGCCGUUGGAGACAAUCCUCAUGCGCUAGGGCUGAGGUCCGGACAUUCUGCGGGAAAAUCAUGGUGCCCAGGGGUCUCCUCGUCAGCGAAAAGCAUGGACAUUGGUGUCGAGGAAACAAAGGCCGAGCGACGAAAAAAUCCGAGUCUCAAGUUGCUUAACUAAGUCCGACAAGUCCAAGUUGACUUGGCAAGUCAGGGCAGGGGGGGGCUAUUGCGAUGGCGCAGGAGUUCUCAGAGGUGAGAUGGCAGCUCUGUUGUAUCCGUAUACUCGUAUUUGGAUCAUCAGCCCAAAGCCUCUCUUGGCUAUGGACAAGCCGUCGCAUCUCGGAGGUGAGGACGUAAUGUCGACGCGGCUUCGUGGCUGCGACAGGCUACGGUACUGAGCGUGCGAAAGAGCAGAAGAAACUGAUACGGCUUCAGCGUCGAUCGUUCAAAGUGAUCUACUUGGG